Candidula unifasciata is the source of this 1458-nucleotide messenger RNA. The record is from the annotation of a GenBank genome assembly. NCBI's taxonomy places the organism in Eukaryota, Metazoa, Mollusca, Gastropoda, Stylommatophora, Geomitridae.
AUGGACUCUGAAAUUAUUAGACUUACUGGACUCAUUCUAUUUUAUUUCUGUACAGCACUGUUGGCUGCCGACGAUUGCACAUACCAGGCAUGUUUCUGUGAAGGGACACAGAUCAUUUGCCAAGAUCGUGGUUUGUCAGCCAUCCCACCAAUUGUUGGAACAGGCCCAGACAAUCCAGAGCUAAUGUUUGACACAAACAACAUAAUGGCAAUACAAGCUGGGAGCCUGCCUAAACAUUUGAAACGUUUCACUGCAUUUGACAAUCCUCUAACUACAAUAGAUAGUUCAGCAUUCGUUGAUUCAGAGUCAACCCUAGAAGUCCUACAACUAUCUAACUUUCGUUUCACUCGUUUUCCGGACGCUUUCAUGAACUUAACACACCUGAAAUAUAUCACGAUGUACGAUGCCAACAUUUUGGACUGGAAUGCGAAAGUAAUGAAAAAUAUUGGGCCCGGUGUUUUAUCUCUGGAUCUUCAGAACAUGGGCAUCGUUGCUUGGCCUGACUGGAUACAGUUCUUCAGAAGUCUCAUAACGUUAAGUCUAGACGAUGGAGGCAUUGAUUCGCUUCCAGACAACGCCCUGGAUAUGCUUGCAAACAGUCUGACUACCUUAUCUAUGAACAAUAACAGUUUGACAGCUAUCCCUAAGGCAGUGUCCAGACUGAAAGCUUUGCAAAUUCUGACACUUUACCAUAAUAAAAUAAUUGAUAUAGCGUGGUUACCUCACUCAAGUAACAUAACAAGUCUAGGGCUCAGCUAUAACAGACUCUUCAAUGCGACUCAGUUGAGUCUUUCACUACGACCAUUAGCUGGGUCAUUGAAUCAAAUCAACUUAGUUGGGAACCGAUUCACAGAAAUUCCAGAUUUGUCCUUCCUGAAACAUGUAAGUGGUCUGGAUUUCUCUUAUAACCAGCUUUCAGAUUCACAAGCCGGCCCACUACCUUCCAAUAUUUUCAACCUGAAUUUGGAAUACAACUAUCUGAGGAGAAUCCCAGGAGUUUUCUCAAAGUUGCCUACCGUGAUGGAGUUGAUGAUGACAACAAAUGUUGUAACAGAAAUCCAGGCAUCAGACUUUUCCCCUUGGAUAGCAACAGUCGAUCUCUCUUUUAACAAAAUAAUGGAAUUAACGGACACUAGUUUUCCUCAAAAUUCCACCAUAACCACUCUGAACUUAAACAACAACCCAAUAGCCACAAUUUCUCAAAAUGUUUUCAAUAAUCUGUUACGAUUAGGUGAGCUAAACAUGAAGAAUACCAAGAUAGCUCGUCUACCUGUUGCGUUAUCUGUUCUUACCAAUGUUAAUUUCUUUGAAGUAGAUGGUAGCCCUUACCUGGUAUGUACAUGUAUGGAGAAGAGCUUGGCUCAGUGGAUCUUGAGUAGACCUAACAUGCCAGAUGGUUAUUGUGGCUUGUCCACUAUACGUAAUUUCUAUUUUACUCUUAGCCAGUACUGUCCAUAG